Molecule: messenger RNA, 3126 nt
Organism: Cololabis saira (Pacific saury)
Lineage: Eukaryota; Metazoa; Chordata; Actinopteri; Beloniformes; Belonidae
Product: espin-like protein
Exons: 11
Coding region: 1-3078 (1025 amino acids)
Biological process (GO): actin filament bundle assembly
Cellular component (GO): cytoplasm
Molecular function (GO): actin filament binding
Source: RefSeq, a predicted model, not a curated record
AUGGCGCUCCAUCACCGGGCCAUCCAGGCCGCCCGGGACGGGGACCUGGCGGCCCUCAGGGACCAGGCGGCCUCCGGCCACCUCUCCCCGGCCAUCAGCGACGAGCAGGGCGCGGGCCUGGUGCACCACGCCGCCCGGUGCGGCCGCCUGCACUGCCUGCAGUUCCUGGUCAGCGACCUGGGGCUGCCGGCCGACCCCAGGGCCGUGAACAGGGCCACGCCGGCGCACGAUGCUGCAGCCACCGGCAACAUCCGAGAGCUGCAGUGGCUGCUGGACCAGGGAGGCUGCAACACGGAGGACAAGGAUGCUGCCGGUGCCACGGCCCUUCACCUGGCAGCCCGGUUCGGUCGUGUGGAGGUGAUCAGGUGGCUGCUCUCUGUUGGAGGAGGCGCUGGGAUGGAGACGGACUGUGGAGCUGUACCUGCUCACUACGCUGCAUCCAACGGGGAUCUCACCAGUUUAAAACUACUGGUUCAGGAAGCACCUGGGUGUGUGAACCACCAGACCGGCAUCGGGGCCACCCCGCUCUACCUGGCCUGCCAGGAGGGCCACCUGCAUGUGCUGGAGUUCCUGGUGAAGGACUGCGGGGCCGACGUGCACCGCAGGGCCCACGACGGGAUGACCUGCCUGCAUGCCGCCGCUCACAUGGGUCACCGAGCUGCCGUGCUGUGGCUGGUGACCUACACAGAUAUUGGCUUGUCUUGCCAAGACAGAGACGGAGCCACCGCGCUGCACUUUGCCGCCAGCAGGGGGCACUGUUGCAUCUUGGAGGAGCUGCUUCAGUUGGGUUCAAAGGUCAUCAGGGACUACUGGGGUGGGACCCCUCUUCAUGAUGCUGCAGAGAAUGGAGAGCUGGAGUGCUGCAAAAUCCUGCUGGCCAGUAGAGCGAACCCUACUGAUGAAGAUAUCGAUGGGUUCACGGCAGCAGACUUGGCCGAGUACAACGGACACCACGAAUGUGCCAGAUACCUUCGUGCCAUCGAGAAAAACACGCCGUGUUCCGAUAAACCCGACAAAGUCAUCAUCCCCGUGGAGGAGGAGGUGAAGCUGAAGCCAGCUGUAUUUCUGCAACGCGACAAGGAGGACUACUACGGCAGCCUCAGCGACGCAUGCAGGGACAGAGACAUGGAUAGUUUAAAGCAACCUGAGCACGAGGGGUCCCCGCAGGCCAGAUAUCCUCUUGCACCUCUAUCCUCUGCUUCCCGCGCUGCAAUCCGUCGCAUAGAGCAGGUUCAAACUGCAACAUCUGUUCUAAAAGCUUUUCAUCAGUCCAAGGGGGCUGGGGGCAAGAAAACAGUCUCUCCUGACAAGAUAAAGCUUCCUGACGCAAACCUCCUGGCUGAACGAAAACUGCUCGGCGACAUGAAGUCCAUCAGAUCUUUGAAAGACUCAGGAAUGUCAGGAGUCUUCACUGGACACGCAAAUAAGAUGGUGGUUCUGCCCUCGGAGGAGGCCAACCUGUCAGACAUUGACUAUCUGGUGCCCACCCAUGACGAGAGGGGUCGUCCCAUAGCGGAGUGGAAGAGGCAGGUCAUGGUGAGGCAGCUGCAGGCCCGGCUGCUGGACGAGGAGGAUCAACGGAGGAAGGAAAACGGGAACAGAUAUGCCAAAGUCAGCUGGAGGUACUCCCAAGCCCACAAUGCCAUCCUGGGGCCCUCUGGUGAGCUGUUGACUGAGGAUGACCUCAUAUAUCUGGAACAGCAAAUUGCCAAUGUCUCCAUGCAGAGGAACUGUGCAGGUUAUGAGCUGGAGCUGGCUCGCCUCGCCGAGGAACUCAGGCACAUCCUGCCAGCCCCCAUAGUCAAUAUCACUGUCAACACGCAGUUCAGAAACUUCAAAAGUCAAGUCCCCCUACCUGUCUGGUGCAGCCGCAUUUCUGGCAUCGUAAAGAGCAUGUCCCUGCUCAUGACUAACCUAUCAGACCAGCCCUUUUGCAAGAUGCCCAACACUGAACUCAUCACAGUGUUUUCCCAGACGCCUGACAGACAUAUUUCCACCAGAGUACGCAGGGAGAGCAUUGAGGAGGAAAUUCAUCAAUUUGGCGUCUCGGUGAGGACUCUGAGGUCAAACUUCGAAUCGCAGAGCCUUUCUAUGUUAGAUCAGCCUCAGGAGGCCCUCAAGCUGCCUCCUAACACACCGCCUGAGGACGCACAAUCAGACAAACAGCCUGAAAUAUUGAACCCAGCACAAGAAAGAGAGCAGAACAGUGAUUCGGGAAUUGACUUUGAUGAAAAGGCUCCUGACGUUCAGGAAACUACCAGCCUCAGGAAGGAGCGUAUCGUGGUUCUGUUUCUGGGCCACUGGAAGAAAUCUGCCUACACGGUGACUCUGAAGAGUAGGGAUGCAGAGGAGAUGAAGAUGAGCGACGGAGGCCUGGAGAUGGACGACAAACCUGGCUCUGGUCGCGAUGGCGCUGUGGAACGCACCCAGUCAAAUAUAAUGAACAGUUCCCUUGGUCAUUUCUUCAAGCAGAGGAGUGCCGUCAACAAGAUGCUGGGGAACUGGAGGAAAAUGAUCUCCAGCGUUCCCUCCAGACAGAUACGCAGGCUCCACAGGCAGAAGGUGGUGUUCUCUCCGGAGCAGUUCUUACCUCGGCUGGACGGCGUACCUGCAGACUACGACAGCCUGACCCUGGAUCUCUUCAUGCUGGGCUACUUUCACAUCCUGGAGUUGGAUCUGCCCGUGGAUGAACGCAAGAUGAGGCACCUUCUGUGUUUUGAGGUGUUUGACCGCGUGGGGAGGUUCCCCUGGGAGCUGGUCAGGGACUUUCAUAAAGCCGUAUUACAGGACAUCGAGGCCGGGAACCGUGAGUGGAAAGAUGGCUUUGAGGACAUUAAAGUGAAUUUCUUUGGAACUAGCACGAGUGAAUGUGAAGACGCUGCAGACGUGGUGAAACACAGCCCCCCGGAGGUCAGACAAGUCCCCAGAGUCAUCGUUCAGACACCUACACCCGACGAGGGGGGGCUUUCUGGUGGAACUGAUAUUUCCAGUUUCAGCAACGAUGAAAUUUGUCAAUAUAUCGACCGCAGUUUUGCUUUUUGGAAAGAGAAAGAAGCCGAGAUUUUUGAUUUUGAAUAGUUUUGUUCUGUAAUAUCUUGUUUUAUAUGUAUUUUUGUAAGCUUUAGG